Molecule: messenger RNA, 3171 nt
Organism: Mercenaria mercenaria
Lineage: Eukaryota; Metazoa; Mollusca; Bivalvia; Venerida; Veneridae
Exons: 2
Coding region: 128-2263 (711 amino acids)
Source: RefSeq, a predicted model, not a curated record
UUAGAAAUGGAUUUCCAAAUAAAACUAGAAGAGAAAGUAGACUUAAAGUAAUUUCCAUUUUAUGUUAUUUUUUCACGAAAAAGAAAUAGGCAAUUAAUAAAAUUAUAUGUUAUGAGAAAAUUCAAGAAUGUCUCAAGAUCCUGAUUAUUACCGGAAUGUAUCAUUGAAACUGUCAGAGGUGCUGGAUGAUAUUGGUGUCAAUGAGGGAAUGAUUGUGAAGAGCAGAAGGAUGGCCUUGUUGAAUGAACUUAUGAAAAAUUGUACACAAACAAUGCUGGAUGGGAACAUUACCAUCUAUCAUUUUGGUAGCAAGUCUGAAGGGUCCACAACAUUAGGACUUUAUUCAGAUGAUGAUAAUCUAAUAUGCUACAAUGAGAAAAAUGUUAUACAGGAUUGGGGUGAGUGGCAACCUGGUCAGGACAAUCUACUAAUGAUCCAGGAUGAGAGCACAUCACCAGGCUACUGUCUACUACAAUGUCUGAAGAGUGAUGAGCCUCUUCCUCUUCUUCAUAAACCAGACAACAUCAAUUUUACAGUUAGCAGAGGUAAAGUGCUGCGUAAGAACAAUGCUUUGAAAAAUUACCAUGCAGAUAGGCCUACAUCAGGAUAUGUAAUAAAUGGUCCCGCUGAGUCAAAGAAAGGAAUGCCAGGAUGUGCUGAUCAAGAUAUUGUUUCAGCAUUCCACUGUAACUCGUGGCCUGUAGAAGCCCGACCAUGGUUAUCAAGACAAGGUAAAGGAAGAUGGCCUACAGAGGACAUGAAGAGAAAUUGUAAAACUACAGGAUGUUUUGUUGUACCAGUGAGUAGUAAAAAUAGCAAGAAUGAAGAACUUGAAUGGAGAAUAUCUACCUCUCAUGCUGAAAGUUUGCUGAUGUUUAGUUUAAACAUCACACAAUUAAGAUGUUACAUCCUGAUGAAGAUGAUUCUUAAAACAUUCAUAAAUCCUCAGUGUGAUGGUGUGCUUUCAAGUUUCAUGUGUAAAACUGUUUUAUUUCAUUGUAUACAGAAUACACAUUCAAAUAAAUGGCAGCAACCCAAUUUACUCAAAUGUUUGAUGUGCUGUCUUAGAAAAUUGCAGAACUUUGUUAGGCUCAGAAAUUGUCCACAUUUUAUAAUACCUGAAAACAACUUGAUGGCUGGAAGAAUUUCUCUUUGUAACGAACAUAAAAUUCUUGAAAACCUACAAAAGAUCAUACAAAGUGAGGGUCAUGCACUGCUGGAGAUUCCCAUUGAUCAUCUUGGCACAAGACUACAAGCGAAAAUGAACAUGGAUGAAACUUUUCAGUAUUACAAAACACCAUCUGAAAUACAUACCUACAUUUCAACAGAGCUGCUACUUGCUAAUACUUUUACAAUUAGUGGAAGUCAGAAGUCACUUUUAGAAGAAAUAAUGCAUGAUGGAAAUGAGAGAGUGCGUAAGAGAUUAUCAGACUUGAUGUUAACACUUAGUCUAACUAAAUGCUACAGACAAAUGGGUUUAUAUAGUUUAGAAAAACCUGCAGUAAGACUUUUAGCACCUCUGCUGUCAUCUUUACUAGGGUCUGUGAUAGCAUCUCAUGACAUUUACACUUCUCACAGUAUAUCUCCAGAAGCACUGGACUGGUUUUCAGAUGGUUUGAACUCAGAUGUGGCAUCUUCUAGAUUAAAACUUGCAUCAGCAUUAUACUGUGUAGGAGACAUGGAAAGAGCAAAGUUUUAUCUGACGGAUACAGAAGAAAAGUAUGAUCCGAAUACUGUUGAACCUGUAUGUCAAUGUUAUCCUUAUCCCAAGCAUGAACUAAGGCCAGGAUUCGUGAAUAAAUGUAACACUGGAAAUGAAGAGGUGAUAAAACAUACAACAGCAUUUUGUAUUAGAUUUCUGCUUUGUGAAAAACACUGUAUUCCUAAAGAACUGCAAUACGAGAUGUUUAGAACUACACAAGAGGACAGGCUAGAAAGGGAUAAACUGAUUGACUAUUGGAUGGAUUGGGCUGUGGUAGAUUGUCGCCCUUACCUCUACUUCUUAAAAUACAAGAUUUAUGGGGCUCUAAAGAGAGUGGCAGACCAACAAUGUGCACUUGCAAAACUUGUCACUAGCAUUGAAAAAGAAAUAAACCUAGGUCACAAGGAAACAGCACUGAACUUACUAGGACAGUGUAUGGAACAGGAAAACCGACAUAAUGAUGCUUUACGCUACUACAUGACAUCUCUGAAUAUCCGAGCAAGAAACAACAUCGCAAAUGUACUUAUAUGUAGACUUCUUAAUAAGUUAGUUAACAUGUAGGAAACUGUACUGACUUGAGUAUGGUACAGCAUGAAAGAUGAGUACCUAUAUAAAGGCGCUGUGCCCUGCUAUAUAUACUAUCGUCUAUUUUCGCUUAUAGGACACACUUUUAGGAGUUAUAUUUAAAGUUGAAUGAGAGGGAAGUGUCUUAUAAGCACGUACUACAAGGAAAUUAAAAGAAAAUUUCAAAUAAUACUGAAUUUACAGAUCAAGACUUUUUUUCAAUUAUCUCAAUGCAAACCAUUACUUUCUUUUUUUUGGCAGCCAUUUACAAAGCAGCGAUAAAGUCUGUAUCUGUAUGUACCUUAUUUAAGCCCAAUUUAAAGAUCGAUAUUAAUUCAUUUCAUGAUUCAAAAGUAUUUUUAUAGACGUAUUUUCCCUUUUUAAACACCAUGACAUAUCAGCUUUAAAUAAGUUUGUAAAUUAAUGACAGCAGGCUGUCAACCAGGUCUUCUCCAAAAUAUAGGAAGAAUAUAGGAAUAUUUUCACAACAAAUACAGGAGUUUUUGGAUAGUUUUGAGGCAAAAUAUAGGAGUUUUCAACAACAUAUAUUUUCAUUUACUGGUACAUAUACUAUCAACUCUUACCUGUACACUUACUGUCUUACUGUUUCUACAUUAAUCAAUGUCUAGAAUGUCUACCAUUCUCUUCAACAGCAUCACAAUCCAGACAAGACAGAAGACUGAUACAAAGCCCACAACAUAUUCUUCUGUACCUUUCAUUGCUCUCAAGCUGUUUUCGUGCAGACCUGGAUUUCAUUGAUUCUGGAAGUUAGACAGUGAAAUAAUCCACACUUACCCUCUAGUUUGUUAAUACUCUGGUCAUGGCUGGCAACAAUGUCAACCAUCUGCUUGGUACAUGUCUUAGGAACAGGCUCUCAUCCAUGUCAUACUCCAGUUGAAGGUCUU